CGCGAGUUCAAGUCUAUAAAGUCACCAGCACCUACCUCUCGACAGCAACGAGUCUCAACGUCAUCGGUACACCCUUCAUAACUUCAUAGAACGUUGUCAUUCUUAACCGACAUUUCUUCUACAAACCGCCAUCAUGCCUAUGGUAACUGCAGCUACCAGCCUGCGACGGGCUUUGGAGAACCCUGACUCCUUCAUUGUCGCCCCCGGGGUCUACGAUGGACUGUCGGCUCGUGUCGCCCUUUCCGCGGGCUUCGACGCUCUGUACAUGACCGGUGCUGGUACCGCUGCCUCGGUUCACGGCCAAGCAGACUUGGGCAUCUGCACUCUCAACGACAUGCGCGCCAACGCCGAAAUGAUCUCCAACAUCUCCCCUAGCACUCCCGUAAUUGCCGACGCUGAUACCGGCUACGGCGGCCCCAUCAUGGUCGCGCGCACGACCGAGCAAUACUCGCGGUCUGGAGUCGCCGCCUUCCACCUCGAGGACCAGGUUCAGACGAAGCGCUGCGGACAUCUUGCCGGCAAGAUUCUCGUGGACAGGGACACCUACGUAACACGGAUCCGGGCAGCAGUGCAGGCCCGCCAGCGGAUUGGUAGUGAUAUUGUUGUGAUCGCCCGGACGGAUUCCCUUCAAACCCACGGCUAUGAGGAGAGCGUCGCAAGACUGCGGGCCGCGCGCGAUGCAGGCGCGGACGUAGGAUUCCUCGAGGGAAUCACGUCCAGGGAGAUGGCCCGGCAAGUGAUUCAGGACCUGGCGGGGUGGCCGUUGCUACUGAACAUGGUGGAGCACGGGGCCACGCCGUCGAUCUCAGCGGCCGAGGCCAAGGAGAUGGGCUUCCGCAUCAUCAUCUUCCCAUUCGCGGCAUUGGGACCUGCCGUUGCAGCGAUGCGCGACGCAAUGGAGAAGCUGAAGAGGGACGGCAUCCCGGGGUUGGACAAGGAGAUGACACCACAGAUGCUCUUCCGUGUGUGUGGAUUGGAUGAGAGCAUGAAGGUGGAUGCGCAGGCGGGGGGUGCUGCUUUCGACGGAGGCGUGGACCUGAAGUAGUUUGAUGAUUUCUUUGCGCAGUACAUACCUUGGGGCCUACUUGAGGCUUAGAAUAUAAUUGUAUAGAUGUAAAUACAUUUCAUUUGAUCUGAUCCCGGAGAGCAGUAAGACAUGGAGGCUGUUCGUCUCGAGGGUAUAGCCAUAAAAUGAGAAUGUAGGUAACUUAGGACUGAUUGUUGCAACUGAAUGGUGCUGACUGAGCACCGAAUAGGCAAUCGUCUAACCCUAAUUAGGCCAACGACACGGAAUUCGAAAGGAGGUGCUUAGUCACGCCGGAUCAUCGGGCCCCAAAUUGAA
Messenger RNA from Aspergillus costaricaensis CBS 115574, 1342 nucleotides. Its product is annotated as isocitrate lyase/PEP mutase family protein. The coding region runs from base 134 to 1045 and encodes 303 amino acids. The record is from RefSeq and is a predicted model, not a curated record. Gene Ontology annotation, molecular function: catalytic activity. NCBI's taxonomy places the organism in Eukaryota, Fungi, Ascomycota, Eurotiomycetes, Eurotiales, Aspergillaceae. The transcript is spliced from 2 exons.